AUGUACGACUAUUGACAUACUUAGCUUGAACUCGACCUAAAUUUGAAAAUUGUAACAUGCAUGUAGGAACAAGACACGUGUUGUCCUCAUCUGCUGUUGAAAAGAUUUGGUUGGUGCAACGACAGUAUGUUCAGAUUCAAUUUUUUUCAAGUGCGCGUGGUCCUCCUAAACAAGCAGGGUUUUUUCGUCGUUUAAUCGACAAUAUUACAAAAGGAAUGCAAAAGGACAAAGACAUGAAAGAAUCACUGCAGAAACUACAAGAAGAGACAGCAAAAGUGGAAAAAUCAGAGUCUUUUCAAGCAGUUAGAAGUGGCUUGCAAACUGCAAGAUCCCAAGCAGAAGCUGUAGCAGCAAGGGGAACAAUGGCAAUGAAGGACAAAUAUGAAGCUCUUAGCACAUCUGUUGUGGAUAUGUAUGAAAAACUAGGUCGGACAUCAGUAGUAAAAGAUGCCAAGAAAGUGACAGAACAGGUGGCUAAGGAAGCUGCAGAUACCAUGUCACAGCACAGCGAACAAUUAGGGAAAAGUCAAGUGUUUCAGAAAAUUAAAUCAGGACUACACGAUGUGAAGGAAGAACUGUUUGAUGACAUGGCAGCUCAAUCACAACCAUACCGCUCACCAAGUGAGUUGAAAACUCGAUUUGGCAUGUCAUCAUCUACAACAUCUGGACAACAAGAGGAAAAGCAAAUCAAACCAGAUGAUAAAGCAACAGACGUCGUACUACACAAAGAUUCAAAGUGGUACACACAAUGGAAAGCAUUCAAAGAUGACAAUCCAGUAGUGAAUCGUCUUUUUGACUUGAAGAUGAGAUAUGAUGAGAGUGAUAAUGUAGUGAUUAGAGCAUCUCGUAUCGUUACUGACAAACUGGUGGAUAUAUUUGGAAACGUGCUUUCACCUUCUGAAACAUCUCGGACAUUUGCUGAGAUUGCUAAAGUUGACUCAAGCUUUAAUAAAGAGAAGUUCAUUGCUUUAUGUGAAUUGUGGAUCAUUCCUACAGUCUUAGAGGGAUUCUUGAAAGGAAAUCUUGACAUUUUACGAGACUGGUGUCAUGAAGCUGCUUACGGUGUGCUCUCAACUCUUCUAGAACAAGACAAUGCAAGAGGACACAAAACAGAGUCAAGAAUCCUUGAUCUCAGACACGUUGAUGUUAUCUUUGCAAAAAUGAUGGAACCUGGGCCAGUUCUUGUUAUCUCUUUUCAAGCACAACAGCUUAUCAUUGUACGAGACAGUAGAGGCCAGAUAAUUGAAGGAGGAGAGGUACAAGUUCAAAAUACGUAGAUCAUCACAUGGUGUGGGUGAUUAAUUAAGCAAACAGAAGACAAACAUGGUAACAGACGGGUAG
This is a messenger RNA of Corticium candelabrum, 1341 nucleotides long. RefSeq names its product mitochondrial import inner membrane translocase subunit TIM44-like. The transcript has 13 exons. Lineage: Eukaryota; Metazoa; Porifera; Homoscleromorpha; Homosclerophorida; Plakinidae. The coding region runs from base 57 to 1277 and encodes 406 amino acids. Gene Ontology annotation, molecular function: protein-folding chaperone binding. Gene Ontology annotation, biological process: protein import into mitochondrial matrix. The record is from RefSeq and is a predicted model, not a curated record. Gene Ontology annotation, cellular component: mitochondrial inner membrane.